Bombina bombina (fire-bellied toad) is the source of this 1203-nucleotide messenger RNA. RefSeq names its product tubulin polyglutamylase complex subunit 1 (gene TPGS1). Lineage: Eukaryota; Metazoa; Chordata; Amphibia; Anura; Bombinatoridae. The record is from RefSeq and is a predicted model, not a curated record. Gene Ontology annotation, biological process: protein polyglutamylation. The coding region runs from base 68 to 901 and encodes 277 amino acids. The transcript is spliced from 2 exons. Gene Ontology annotation, molecular function: microtubule binding.
UAAAGAUGACAGUUCGUCUACUUUCUUCUCAUUCGAUGCGACAGUUGCAUGUGAUACCGGUGUAAGGAUGGCUGAGAAGCGACGUGUUGUAGGAUCGCCGGUCCCACGGCCUCCCCCAGGCCCGGCUAAUGAGUCUGAGUUUCUAGCGCAAUCCGGGGUGCGGGACAUGAUGCGGGAUGCUGUGAUGAAGGUGCUGGAAGCCAGGCCGGAGGACCCUGUUGUUUUUCUUGCAGAGUACUUUGAAAAAUUGGGACACAGCUCAGAGGAGAGGGCGGCGGCGGGAGCGGCUGAGGCUCAGGGCCCAUUCAUGCAUGGACAGCAGCGGAUAUGCAGAGCUCUGUGGUACCUGAAGCUGGCUCAUCACUCACAGAGAACAGCUUUUACCAACAAUCUUAAUGUUGCAUAUGAUUGUCUGAGCGCUGAAGGGAGGAAGAAGAAGCCUGGUUUGAAUGGAAAAAUCUACAGUGAGGUUCUGGGUAGAAUCUGCCAGGAUGGAGGACUUCCUAGUGAGAUCACUUCUCUGCUCCUUAAGAAGAUCCAAUGCCAAGACCAUGAAGCUGUCCCAUUCGAUGUGUUCAGAUACGGUGUGUUAACAUGCUUUGUGCUACUUGAGUUUAUGUCCAAAGCAGAAAGUCUGUUUGGGAUAUUCAAUGAGAGCAGUCAGGCAGGCCAGAGGCUUUGCCAGGCAGUACUAAAUACCCUAGAGGAAGCGCUAGUGGCUAGUGAUCUCUGUGUUCCAGCAAGCUACUUGGAAGCCGGGUCAAAGCUAGGACCAGACUGUUUGGCUGUUGCCAUGAACAAAGCAUUUCUGGACAGGAAUCCUAAAGACUGUAUGAACCGUGUGGAAUUUCUCAAAGAAGCAUCAGCUUUGUUCCUUGAAAAAGUGAAACCCAUCCAAUGAUUUACCUGCAUGUUCUACUAUGUACAAGAUUUUUUAGAUCCAACACUGAAUAGAUUACCUGCUCCAGCAUGUGUUCUGGUGUAAACAAGAUUGUUUGUCUGUAUUUUGUAUAUUUUCCUGUACCCUGAUGUACUGGGUGAGAUUGAUUCCUUAUUAUCCAGAGGUCUAUCACCAACAGACCUCAUUUAUUUUCCACAGAACAAAAACAUUGGUUGUAAUGUAUGGGAAGAACUUUUUACAACCUUGAUUUUGUCACAUUUUUUGUCCCUGGAAUCAAAAUAAAGUAUGCAAGCUUAAUGUAA